This is a messenger RNA of Portunus trituberculatus (swimming crab), 3400 nucleotides long. RefSeq names its product pre-mRNA-processing factor 40 homolog A-like (gene Prp40). Gene Ontology annotation, biological process: mRNA cis splicing, via spliceosome. The coding region runs from base 237 to 2921 and encodes 894 amino acids. The record is from RefSeq and is a predicted model, not a curated record. Lineage: Eukaryota; Metazoa; Arthropoda; Malacostraca; Decapoda; Portunidae. The transcript is spliced from 21 exons. Gene Ontology annotation, cellular component: U2-type prespliceosome; U1 snRNP. Gene Ontology annotation, molecular function: RNA binding; protein binding.
GCCCAAUAUAAGCAUGGAGCGCGCAUCGUGUCUGGCAGAGGCUCUCACCUAGUGGGCCUCCCGGUUCUUUGACAACGGAUGGUCCCAGCACAGCACGAGCUGCUUGCAGUUACGCCAGUGUGGUACCAUUACUAUAUGUGCAUAGACAGCUGAAUAUUGCGAGUGGUGGAUUAAACCCAGCUAACACCAGUGCCACUACCACCACCACUAAUCCUUCAAGCUACAGUGCCCCUCCUAUGGGCUUCAGGAUGCCUCCCCCAGGCCCCGGAAUGCCCCCACGUCUGCCCCCUCCUGGUUUUAUGUCCCAGGGUGGUACCCCAGGCAUGCCUCCUCCAGCCUUCAAUGUGCCCCCACCAGGCUUCCUCAACUCCUUCAGUCAGGCAGGAGCAGGAGAGGCAGGAAAUAGUGCUGUCAUCUCAGCAGCACCACAGCUUAAUACUCCUCAACCCAGUAAUUCACCAGCCACCAGCCAGAAUGUUGUUUCCCCGGCAGCUGAUCCCAGUCAAGCUGUACCUGCCACUACUCCCCCAGCUAGUAUUGCUAUGCCAGCUGCACAGUCCCCAGGACUUCCUGGUACUGCCCCUAGUGCUGCUGCUGCGGCUGCUGCUGCUGCAGCAGCGGCAGCAGCAGCAGCAGUUGUAGCUGCAAAUGUUGCAGCUCCUGCUGCAGCUAUGAAGAAUGAGACUACGCCAUCUCCUAAAGAGAAAAAAAGUGUGUGGACAGAGCACAAAGCCCCAGGUGGUCGUGUGUACUACUACAACACAGUGACACGGCAAAGCUCCUGGGAGAAGCCAGAUGAACUCAAGACUCCAGCAGAGCUGCUACUUUCCCAGUGCCCAUGGAAGGAGUACAAGUCAGAGAGUGGCAAGGUGUACUACCACAAUGUUAACACCAAGGAAUCCCAGUGGACCAUCCCCAAAGAACUAGAAGACCUGAAGGCCAAGAUCAUGGCUGAAGAAGAACAAGAGAAGGCUGUGGCUGUACCUGAGGACAAGAAAGGGUCUGCUCUUGACCAGGCUAUGGCUGCAACACUGGCUGCCAUUCAAGUCCCCACCACCACUACUACUGUUCCCAAGGCACCUGAGAAGAAAUCUGGCCAGCUGGACACAGAAGAGCUUGGUAAACCUUCCACUCUAGAUCUGAUUGAGGUGAAGGAGACAGUGGAACCCAAGCAGUUGGUGUUCAAGGACAAGAAAGAAGCACUGGAAGCCUUUAAAGAGUUCCUCAGAGACAAGGGUGUAUCAAGUGAUGCCACAUGGGACCGAGCAGUGCGCGUGAUCCAGAAUGAUGUACGGUAUGAGGCAUUCAACAAACUCAAUGAGAAAAAACAGGCAUUUAAUGCAUACAAGGUGCAGCGUGCCAAGGAGGAGAAGGAGGAGCAGCGACUGCGUGCUAAGAAGGCUAAAGAGGACCUAGAACAAUUCCUCCUAAACAAUGAGCGCAUGAAUUCCACCAUUAAGUAUUACCGCUGUCAUGAGAUGUUCCAGCAUCUGGAGAUGUGGAAAUGUGUGCCAGAAGCUGAGAGGCGUGAAGUAUAUGAGGAUGUAGUGUUCAACUUGGCCAAGAAGGAGAAGGAAGAGAACAAAGCCAUGCGGAAGAGAAAUAUGAAGGUGCUAAGUGAAAUCCUGGACAGCAUGACCAACAUCACUUUCAAAACCACUUGGUCUGAGGCUCAACAGAUGCUGAUUGAUAACCCAACUUUUGCAGAAGACACAGACCUGCUUAGCAUGGACAAAGAGGAUGCUCUCAUAGUCUUUGCUGAGCACAUCAAGCAGUUGGAAGAAGAAGAGGAGGAGGAGCGGGAGCGUCAAAAGAAAAGGAUCAAGCGGCAGCAGCGUAAGUGUCGAGACAACUACAUUGCACUCCUGGACGAGCUUCACGAGCAGGGCAAGCUGACCUCCAUGUCCCUGUGGGUGGAGUUAUACCCGAUGAUCUCAGCAGAUAUCAGGUGUGUGUUUACUGCCAUGCUGGGCCAGCCAGGAUCCACACCACUGGAUCUUUUCAAGUUCUAUGUUGCUGACCUCAAGUCCCGAUUCCAUGAUGAGAAAAAGAUCAUUAAAGAGAUACUCAAAGAGAAGUCAUUUGAGGUCCAGGUCAAGACAAGCUUCAAAGAAUUUGCUACAGUGGUGUGCGAUGAUCCACGCUCUGCUACACUGGAUGCAGGCAAUGUGAAGCUGACCUAUAAUGCCCUCAUUGAGAAGGCUGAGGCAAGGGAGAAGGAGCGUCUGAAGGAAGAAGCACGUAAGAUGAGGCGUUUGGAGGCAGGACUACGUGCAGCCUUCAAGUCCAUUGGGGUGGACUCAGGCUCCACAUGGGAGGAUGUGCGACCCCGAGUGCAACAUCUUCCCUCUUUCACUGCUGUCACUAUUGAGGCUGAGCGUAUCAGAAUAUUCAAGGAGUACCAGCAACACUUGGAGGAGGCAUGUGGUCACCAUCACUCCCGCAACAAGAAAAAGAGCAAGAAGAAGGACAGAAAGAAGUCUCGUUCUCGCUCUCACUCCUAUUCGUCUGAGAGUGAUGAUGGCCACCACAAGCGCAGUGCUAAGCGGCGUUCACGUUCACGAUCCAAGAGUUUCUCUGAUGAAUCAGAGGAAGAAAGGCGGCGUUCCAGGAAAAAAAAAAGCAAGAAGAAAAAGGGGAGGAGUCGAUCUCGUUCCAUAAGCAGUGAGGACUCAUACCGAUCCCGACGGUCGUCAAAGAAGAAGAAGCACAGGUCUCGCUCCAGGUCCCGCUCACACUCCCGGGCAGGCUCAUUCAGGAGCUUUCACCAGAGAUCACGAGGCCACUCAGAGGGUGAUUCAGGUCAGAGAUCCUCAGAACGGGAAGCUGGAGAGGUAAGCUUAGAGGAGGGGGAGCUGAGCGAGGAUGAGCUGGAGAAGAAGAGAGCCCAGUUGAUGAAGGAACUUGAAAACAUUAACUAGAGGAGGAUGUGAAGAAAGAAGAAUGGUGGUGGUGGGCAGUAACAUCUUAAAUCUAACAUAACUGAAAUUUUGUCAGUUGUGAUAAUUUUCCAAUAUGAAUGCAUUGUAUGUAUGUCCAGUUGAUUGGCUUAUCAUUCAUGCCUUCACCAUUUACAUAUUGUUUGAGAAGAAUGUUGAAAGAAAACUGAAUUGAUUGAGGACUGAAUGUGCUAUCAUUUAUAUUCAAGAAUUUGUUUUCUAUUAUUUUGGGGGUUGUUUUGCAUUUUGAAUGCUGUGUGUGUGUGUGUGUGUGUGUGUGUGUGUGUGUGUGUGUGUGUGUGUGAUUUAUUAAUCAGUACAAGUACAAAGUUCCCCCGUGAGAUUUUGAAAGAAAGAAUAAGUUUACUUUGUAUUGUAAUUUUAUAUAUUUUGAGACUGGCAACAUCACCACCUCCAUUGCUGUCACCUCUAAAAUUUCAAUAACAAGUGAUGGUACUAUU